ACACAAACACACAUGCGGAGUGAAAGCGGGGAAAGUAAGUGAUGAAGGCUUGAUGUAGAGGGCUUUGAAGCAGGAUCCCGAGCUGUUUUAAAGAGUGACAACGCCAAAGACUUGCAGAACACCCAGCCAGAAUGCUGUGCCACGUUACUCGGCCGGACUCGGUGGUGAUGGAAGUGGAAGUGGAUGCGAAGGCGAACGGAGAAGACUGUCUGAACAAGGUUUGCAGAAAGUUGGGCAUAAUCGAAGUGGACUACUUCGGGCUGCAGUUCACAGGCGGCAAAGGAGAGAGUCUCUGGCUGAACCUGAGGAAUCGUAUCUGCCAGCAGAUGGAUAACGUGACGCCCUGUCGGCUCAGGCUGCGAGUCAAGUUUUUCGUAGAGCCCCAUCUCAUCCUGCAGGAACAGACGAGACACCUGUUCUUCACGCACGUGAAGGAGGACCUGCACAACGGUCACCUGCGCAUGGGCUCGGAGCAGGCGGAGGAGCUGAGCGCACUCCUGGCACAGGCGGAGUUCGGCGACUACAACCAAAACACGGCCCAGUACUUCUACUCGGAGCUGUGUGGGGAGGAGCCGAGCGCCGCUACCAUCAGCAGCAUCACAUCUAGACACAAAGCUUUGGAAGGCUUGAGCCAGGGCUCGGUGGAGUACCAGGCCCUGCAGCUGAUCUCCUCUCUGGAGCACUACGGUGUGGAGUGGCACUGGGCCCGCGAUGCAGGCGGCCAGCGCUUGGCCAUCGGAGUCGGCCCUGAGGGCAUUGCCAUCUGUAAGGAGGAUUUCAGCCUGGUCAACAGGAUAAGUUAUCCAAUCAUCCAGAUUGCCACGCAGUCGGGGAAGAGUGUCUACCUGACCGUCACCAAGGACACCAACGACAGCCUGGUGCUUCUGUUCAAGCUGAUCAGUAACCGUGCAGCGAGUGGCCUGUACCGGGCCAUCACAGAGACCCACGCCUUCUACAGGUGCGACACGGUGACCAACGCCGUGAUGAUGCAGUACAGCAGGGACUUUAAGGGCCACUUGGCUUCACUCUUCCUCAACGAAAACAUCAACGUGGGCAAGAAGUACGUUUUCGACAUCAGACGAACCUCCAAGGAAGUGUACGACCACGCCCGGCGUGCGCUCUACAACGCCGGCGUGGCGGACCUGGUGUCCCGCUCUGAGAGCGGGCAGCGCUCCUCUCCGUCACACUGCCCCGGCAGGGACAGCCAGCACAACAAGGAGCUGGACUGCAGCAGCUGCCAGCAGAGCCGGGCCCUGCAGGAGCGCCUGCAGAAGCUCCGGGAGGCGCUCCUGUGCAUGGUGUGCUGUGAAGAGGAGAUAGAUGCAGCGUUCUGCCCCUGCGGCCACAUGGUGUGCUGCCAGAGCUGCGCGAGCCAGCUGCAGCUGUGUCCCGUGUGCCGGUCGGAUGUGGAGCACGUGCAGCACGUCUACCUGCCCACCUGCACCAGCCUGCUGAGCCUGACGUUGACAGACAACCACCAGCACCGCAGCAGCGCCCCCGCCCCCAUCCACAGAGACCCCGCCUCCCCUCACACCUGCUCCACCAUCGAGUACGAACACAAGCUGUUCCACACCUGAAGGCUCCCCAACCCCCCCACUCCCACUACGAUCACUUUAAAGCGACACCAGCCAGAGUCCACGAGGAAGGAACAUUUCUCCGCGUCCUUCCUGGGUGGGAUUUCUGGAAACUCCUGAGUUUAAUCAAAGAUCAACACACCCGAACUGCUGUCAGCUUCUGUGCGCAUAUUUUAUUUCCUUUUGGACCAUCUGUGUUUGUUUUUCUGCUUUAUUUUGUCAGAAACGUUUUAAAUAUUAUUACCAACCACAGUAUGUUUUUUUUUUUUUUUUUUUUUUUUAAAGAUUGAACUCUUGAAGUUUCUUAAAUUAUUGCAUCAGUUGACCUGAUACAGAUUUAUUCUUUUUGUCAUUUUCUCACUAGUUUUUUGUUCUUAACUAAAUGCAGUGUUUGUAUUUUAAAGGGUUUUUGCCAUUUUAGUACUUUUGGUUUGCAAAGUUAAUGUUGUGGAAGUAUUUUCUUUCACGUAAAUGCCAGUUAGGAGGUUUUUGGGGGCCAAGCAGGUCUGCUCUUGAAUGUAAGACUGCAUGCAUACAGGCAUCAAGACUGUAAUCCUGGGGUUGAAUAGGGGUCGCGGGGUGGGGGGGGGAUUAUCUCGCUGACACUCCAUCUCCGACUCUUCAGGAGUCUCGUUGAUACUAAAACUAUCCAAAAAAAUAGUCUGCUUGGCCUGCUCCACCUCACAUCCAUCUUUCUGCUCCAGGCUGUCUGUUCUGUGAGAUUUUGAAGGGUACUCAGAUGACUAAGUGCAAUACUUGCUUGCUUUUCUUUUUUUUUUUUUAAUUUUGAAGCCAAUAUGUUCUAUUUAAUUUUACCAACUUUAUUUAAACAAAAGACAUUGCCACUUUACUAGGUUUGUUUCCACGUCUGUAGGGGGUUCGGCCUUAACGUAGCGGCAACGCAUGUUUGUUAUUACAACGUUCCCCUCGGACGGUUUUUCUUCGACACAGUUGAGCUGCAGGGUAAAGAAUUUUAUUUUUCACAUUCGUGCAAGUAGAAGUUUGUUUCUGUUUUCUGAAGCAAAUGUCACUACGCUUUGUAAAAUGAGUAUUUUGUUUUUAUAAAAUCUGCUUUUAACAAAGUAUUAAUAAACUUCUUUUCAUAGAAAAUACAGAAAUCUGGGCUUUGAGAACAUUUAUUAUGCUUUUAUGGCUGAAAGCGUUCACUGGAGAGCAGAACCGGCAGAACUCCAGCGAUGCCGGUGUUCUGCCAAUUCUUGCUACCUGCCGAGAAAUGCUAUUUUGUGGUUCUGUGCAUGCGCACAGUCGAUUUUCAAAGUUUGAUUGCCACGUCCAUUUCUUGCACGAUGUAAAAUUGAUAAUAUGGGAUGUUGAGUAUUUGAUCCUUCCAAAUACACUACCCA
Molecule: messenger RNA, 2938 nt
Organism: Cololabis saira (Pacific saury)
Lineage: Eukaryota; Metazoa; Chordata; Actinopteri; Beloniformes; Belonidae
Gene: mylipa
Product: myosin regulatory light chain interacting protein a
Exons: 7
Coding region: 132-1577 (481 amino acids)
Biological process (GO): ubiquitin-dependent protein catabolic process
Cellular component (GO): cytoskeleton
Molecular function (GO): ubiquitin-protein transferase activity
Source: RefSeq, a predicted model, not a curated record